This is a messenger RNA of Eurypyga helias (sunbittern), 1530 nucleotides long. Its product is annotated as phosphatidylinositol 4-phosphate 5-kinase type-1 alpha-like. Gene Ontology annotation, biological process: phosphatidylinositol metabolic process. Bases 43 to 1530 code for a protein of 495 amino acids. The transcript is spliced from 12 exons. Lineage: Eukaryota; Metazoa; Chordata; Aves; Eurypygiformes; Eurypygidae. The record is from RefSeq and is a predicted model, not a curated record. Gene Ontology annotation, molecular function: phosphatidylinositol kinase activity.
UUGACAGGAUCAUCUACUUUCAAAAAAUCGCUCACCCCCGAGAUGCCAGGUUCUUCCGGGCAGCCAGGCUCGCAGACGAUAAAGAAAGGACACAGAGGAGUGGACUCUACGGGCGAAACCACCUAUAAAAAAACGACGUCAUCCGCCCUGAAAGGCGCCAUUCAGCUGGGCAUUACACACACCGUCGGAAGCUUGAGCACCAAACCCGAAAGAGAUGUUCUCAUGCAGGAUUUCUACGUCGUCGAAAGCAUUUUCUUCCCAAGUGAAGGGAGCAACCUGACCCCAGCUCAUCACUACAACGACUUUCGGUUCAAAACCUAUGCUCCGGUGGCCUUCCGCUAUUUCCGGGAGCUGUUUGGGAUCCGACCGGACGACUACCUGUACUCGCUCUGCAAUGACCCUCUCAUUGAACUUUCCAACUCCGGGGCCAGCGGAUCCCUCUUCUACGUGUCCAGCGACGACGAGUUUAUCAUCAAAACCGUUCAGCACAAAGAGGCUGAGUUCUUACAGAAGCUGCUGCCUGGCUACUACAUGAAUCUGAACCAGAACCCGAGAACGCUGCUGCCCAAGUUUUACGGCUUGUACUGCGUCCAGGCCGGAGGCAAAAACAUCCGCAUCGUCGUGAUGAACAACCUGCUGCCGCGCUCGGUCAAAAUGCACCUGAAGUACGACCUGAAGGGCUCCACCUACAAACGCCGGGCAUCCCAGAAGGAGCGGGAGAAGGUUUUCCCAACGUACAAGGACUUGGAUUUUAUGCAGGACAUCCCUGAUGGCCUCUUCUUAGACUCUGACAUGUAUAACGCUCUGUGCAAGACGUUGCAGAGAGACUGUUUGGUCCUGCAGAGCUUUAAAAUCAUGGAUUACAGUUUGCUUGUUGCAAUCCAUAACAUCGAUCUGGCGCAGAGAGAACACGCGCUGGCCGACGGGACGUCCCAAGCCGAUACGCGCCGACCCGCUGCCCAGAAGGCCCUCUACUCCACGGCCAUGGAAUCCAUCCAAGGAGAGGCCCGACGGGGUGGCACCAUAGAAACGGACGACCAGAUGGGAGGUAUUCCAGCCCGCAACGCCAAGGGGGAGAGGCUGCUGCUCUACAUCGGCAUCAUUGACGUGCUGCAGUCCUACAGAUUUGUCAAGAAGCUGGAGCACUCUUGGAAGGCGCUGGUACACGAUGGGGACACCGUAUCUGUGCACAGGCCCAGCUUCUACGCCGAACGGUUCCAACGGUUCAUGUGCAACACGGCGUUCAAGAAGAUACCGCUAAAGCCGUCCCCUUCUAAGAAGAGCCGCUCUGGCACAGCCGUUCCUCGGCGGAGCUGUCAAGGAGGAGUGCCUACCCAGCUGCACGUGUCGUGCGAGACAAAAGCUCAAGUGACGACGGAGGCGGAUAUAGAACAAGGUUCCCACCUUGGUCGCCCAGAUCUCCUGCCCAGGACCCUGCCAGUAGACGAAGCCAACAGCGAUUCCAUCGCCACAACCCUGUCCACGUCCUCCCUGGGCAGCGGAGGCCUCAACUCGCCCGCAAACAGGUAA